AUGAUGUCCUUCCGCACAUUCCUUCCACUGUCCCAACAGAGCUUUGUCGAAAUGCCACAGCUACUUGGUCUCAGAUCAAAACUACAGUCAAAACCGAUCAACAAGUGCUCUCUUGAUUUCAUCCUGUCGAACGACAAGGUUAUCACGAAACCAGCAUUGUUGCCUUCAUUUCCGUGGACAUCGCCACAGCGAGGUUCAUCGAACAAGACGUUUGCUCCAGUCCUAGCACCUCUCACUGGUCCGUGCAAAAUGGCAAAACGUCGGCGUCUUCAGAAUGUCAGCGUCUCGAACAACAGCACCAAAGUAUCUGGCAAGGCUGGCAUAGCGCUUGCAAAUGGUACAAUUGUCAAAAAAGGCAGCAAGUACUGCAUGGUUGAGGGCUGCACAAGUCGAGCGAAACAUGCACGUCGUUGCUGGCGCCACGGUGGUUCUGUCAAGUGCAAAGUUCCUGACUGCGCGAAUCGUGCCAAGACCAAAGGUGUCUGUUGGUCGCACGGUGGUGGUACACUUUGCUCUUCGCUUGGCUGUACAACGAUUUCGGUCUCAAACGGUGUAUGCUGGGCCCACGGCGGUGGCAAGCGCUGUGCCAUGGACGGCUGUGCACGUCCAGCUUAUGAGCGUACCGAUCAUCUCUGCACGCUACACUUUGAGGAGAAGCAACACAUUGCACAGAUGCAGCCCACCAUUACUCAGUGCCACCAGUACAAUUGCUAA
Messenger RNA from Peronospora belbahrii, 714 nucleotides. The record is from the annotation of a GenBank genome assembly. Lineage: Eukaryota; Oomycota; Peronosporomycetes; Peronosporales; Peronosporaceae.